GGGGUUAUUUACAUCCUUCCUGCCUCCCUGUGGUUUUCAAGUCACCCGCACGGGCAGCCUUUACAGGUUCAGUUUAAAAGACUGUAAGAAGCGUGUCUAUAUAGACUGUGUAUACACACAGACUUCUUACCGACCAGGGCUGCCGCAACAGCUUCUGCAAACGACCCUCGCCCAUUUCAACGGCCCCUCCGCCGCCCGCGGCCGCCUCCCGCUCCGCCCCGGCGAGGCCCAGCCCCGCGGGUGGAGCGGGCCGGGGCGGGGCGGGGCGGUGGCGCCGUGGGCUCGGAGGCGAAGCCGGAGUUGGGGUUGAAGACGAGUGAACUUCCGAGGCAGGGCUGGGCUGCUCUCGCCGCCGCUACCGGCGGGGAACGAAACUGGGCGGAGAGACGGCCGAGAUGGUGGAGGACGGCGGGGAGGAGGAGGCGGAGGGGGAGAGCGGGAAGAUGCCGGCGGCCGCCGCCGCGCCGCCGCCUCGCUGCAACGGCUUCCUCCCCGGCAAGGAGGCGGAGGACGGCGAGCGGGCGACCCCGGCGGGCGGCGGGGAGCGGGAGGCGGCGGCCGCCGAGGCCGAGGCCAUGCUGGCGGCGGGCGGCGGGCGGGCGGAGACGCGCCUGUCGCGGCGGCGGCUGGCGGUGCUGGCCGUCUUCAGCUGCUACUCGCUGGUGAACGCUUUCCAGUGGAUCCAGUACAGCAUCCUCAGCAACGUCUUCGCCGGCUUCUACGGCGUCUCCUUCACGCAGAUUGACUGGCUCUCCAUGGUCUACAUGGUGGCCUACGUGCCGCUGAUCCUGCCUGCCACCUGGCUGCUGGACGCCCGCGGCCUGCGCCUCACCGCCCUGCUGGGCGCCGGCCUCAACGGGCUGGGGGCUUGGCUGAAGUGCGCCAGCCUGGCCCCCGGCCGCUACCCGCUCACCCUGGCCGCCCAGGCCGUCUGCGCUGUCGCCCAGGUCUUCAUCCUGGGGCUGCCCUCACGCAUCGCCUCCGUCUGGUUCGGCCCCACCGAGGUCUCCACCGCCUGUGCCGUGGCCGUGCUGGGCAACCAGCUUGGCACUGCGAUUGGCUUUUUGUUGCCACCUGUUCUGGUUCCAAAUACACCUAAUGAUAUUGAUCUAAUGGCACAUAACAUCAGCAUCAUGUUCUAUGGAACAGCGAUAGUGUCCACACUUCUGUUCUUCUUAACAGGAGUUGUGUUUGAAGAAAAGCCCAAAUACCCUCCUAGUCACUCUCAAGCAGUCCUGCAAACUAUGCCUCCAGAGAAUUACUCCUACAAGCAGUCGAUUAUUAACUUGUUCAAAAAUAUUCCAUUUGUACUUUUGCUGAUCAGUUAUGGUAUUAUGACUGGGGCAUUUUAUUCUGUCUCUACAUUAUUAAACCAGAUGAUAGUAACUCAUUAUGAGGGAGAAGAAGUGAACGCUGGGAGAAUUGGCUUGACACUGGUGGUGGCAGGAAUGGUGGGUUCGAUUAUUUGUGGUUUGUGGCUGGAUUACACUAAAACAUACAAGCAAACAACUCUGAUUGUUUACAUUCUCUCCUUCAUUGGGUUGCUGGUAUUUACUUUCACCCUGGACCUUGGAUACCUUAUAGUAGUGUUUGUGACUGGAGGAGUACUUGGGUUCUUCAUGACUGGCUAUCUUCCACUUGGGUUUGAAUUUGCUGUGGAAAUUACAUACCCAGAGUCUGAAGGAACUUCCUCAGGUCUCCUUAAUGCAUCAGCACAGAUAUUUGGAAUUGUCUUCACACUUGUUCAAGGAAAACUCACAACAGACUACAGUCCUUGUGCAGGAAACCUCUUUCUUUGUGCUUGGAUUUUUGUGGGCAUUAUCUUAACAGCCUUAAUAAAAUCAGAUUUGCGAAGACACAAUGUGAAUUCAGGGAUUAUGAAUUUGGAUGUUAAAGCUGUACCAGUUGACAGUCCUGUAGAACCUGAAAGUACUACAUUAAAAAUUCAGUCGGCUUUAUAAAGCUGAAAGAAGGUGACUUAGAAUUGCACAAGUUUGGUUGGAUACUGAACAAUACUGAUUAGUGUAAUCACUGGAUUUGUAUGUAUGAGUAGUAAAAUGUAUUUGUUGAUAUUGGUGAUAGUUGUGCAGUGGAAACUAUGAAGAUGCUCAGUUCAUUUUGCCCAAGAUGCAAAUAAUUCACUGUUGUAUGGAAUAUUUAUUUUAACAAUUUUCAGGUUUUGCAGUUUCAUUGGUAAAGAACUGUGUGAAUACUCUCCAUACUAGGGAGACAUGUACAUUCAGGAUGCAUACUUGAAAAAAUCUGGAAUCCUGAAAUACAGUCGUCAUAAUCAGAAGUAUCUAAUCUUCUUUUCUUGUUCAGUCUUUGCUAGUGCAUUUGAAAAGUCAGAGAGUAGAUAGCUGUGCAGCUGGAGGAUGUUCACAGGUUCCUUUUUUUUUUUAUAUAUAUAUCUGUAUUUUUAAUAUAAGCCAAUGGUUCCUUCUGGGAAACUGUAUUUUAUAGCACAAUACUGAAAACGAGAUGACUGCAAACGUGUGUGUUUCAUACUGGCAUCUGACAUUUCUUUUGCCUUGACACUUCUUGAUAGAUAUCAGAUGGCAGAUAAGAGAAAACACUGUCUUAUAAAUUUAUUGUAACAUCUCCCACUAGAUAAAUUGAAGAAGAAACAUUUCUUAUUAAAUACAGUAAAAAGGAGGGGAAAGGCCUUUGAUAUCUUUACUGUGAAGUAUUUAUAGGCAAUGGAACACUACCACACAGGUUGCCUCCACGGAAUAUUUUGAGUGCUUUCUCAGUUAAAGUGAGAGGAGUAUGUGUUUACAAAGAGCUGGUGCCUUUACUUUGUAAAGAAGAUCCUUGCCUCAUCUUGAGUUUAAUCAGUGCUGCUGAAGAAAUUCCAUUUUGUGUGUUAAACCUCCUCUGAAUAUUUGUGAAGUAUCAGAAAAUGUGUUCUAUCCUUUUUUGCAUUUAUUUCUCUGUGUUAUGGAUUGUAUCAUCUGUCUCAUGUGAAAUCUUUGUGCUUGUAUAACCUAAAUCAUGUCCUUUGCAGUUUGUUAAAAGCUGUAAGGAUGACUGAAAGGAAAAUAGUGAUGUUUCACUUUGAUUGAAUAUUUGCUGUUUAUAUCAUGCAUCUUAGCUAUGAAAGGAGCAGACUUCUUUAACAUUCACCUUGUGUUAUUACAUUUACCUGAAUUUGGGAUGUAGAUCUCUCACUGCAGUGCUUAUGAAAAUAUGCUCCUUUAUCUUGAGCUCUAUCUACACACCUACAGAAUUGAUAGCACUACAAUAAUACUGAGGCCCUACUAUUACUGAAAAAGUCAUACCUGAGUUAGUGGACUUUUUGCAAACAUUUAAGCUUUAGCAGUCUUUAAGCUGAGCCUGCAGGUUUGGUACCAUCAAUGAUGCUGUCUCUUUGAGUUCCCACAGAUGUAAUGCCAUCCAGAAGCUGGAAUCCUACUCUGAAUUUUCCACAGAUUGUUACAGUUGGGUAUGGGGAACUUUUUAAUUCCGAUAUAGUCUUUCAGUAUAAGUAUUGUUAAAUGCUUUUCUUUUUCUUGUUUCACUGUAGAUUUGGAUAAUCCUUUUAUAUAAAAAGGACUCUGCAAACUUAGCUUUUUAAACUUAGCCUCUAAACUCGACGAUCUUGAUUUUACAUCUUGUAUGAUAAAUACUUCAGACAUGGGAAGUCUGAAUGGCAAUAUACAUACUGGAAUAAGCUAAUCAUGGUUGGAACACUCGCCUUUCCAAAAGGGGUUGAUGUCUCUUUGCCAGGUCCAGUGCUGGAAAGAAAAUGGGCACCCCUUGCUGCUCCUGGAGAGGCGAGCUUUACGAGGAGAGUCCUCUGGUGUGAUAGCUAAAUAUAGGAAAAGUAACUCAUAGAUAUUCAAAAGGCAGGCAAGAGUAUAGGAGUGGAAGGGGAGAUGCUUUCAUUAUGUCAGUUCUUUACAUUUAAUGACUUGCUGUGAUGCAAGCUGCCUCCUCAAGAGAGCAAAGUGAAAGUUCCUGCCUUUUGAUACCUGUGGGUGGCUUUUCUUUGGAAAAAUUAUACUAAUGUGUGCCAAAAUAUGUGUGUUCUUUGGCACUAUACAGAUUCAGUAAAUAUUUAUUCAUGGCCCGUGGUUGCCUUGUACUUCUGCUGUUGCAAAAUGUUAAUAUGAUAAUAUUUUUGCAAUUUUGCGGAAGUGUUUUCAAACAUCCAAUAGAAAGUCUUCGGCCAUAUCCAGAAUGCUUUCUGAGAUAUCCAGUACACACUGUUCAAAUUCAAAGACUGAGCUCUUUUUUGUUUAUUUUUAAUUAUUUUUUUUUUUUAAUUCCUUUCUUCACUACUAGUUUCCAGUUUCUUUAUUUACGUUCAGUUGAUUACUGAAAAAAUAUUCUAGCCCUUCUGGCUCCUCGUUCUUUUUUAUCUUCUGCCAAAUUACCUCUGAAAAGGUCCAAACAAGAUUUUGGCAUGCUGAACACCCUGCUGGGUCCCUGAAAAGAAAAUAUUCCUAAUAAUGAAGGCUUAAUUACAUCCUGGACUUAACACUCUCCCUCUAAAAGGAGCUUGAAAGUUGGAAACCUGUGAGCUAUUUCCAGGCAAUGAUAAAGUAUUUAAAUAAAAGGCUCAGUAGCAAAAUAAGGAGCAAACCACUAUUUUAUACGAUAAUCUUAUCUGUCUGUCAAGAAACUGAGGUUCUAGCUCAUGGCAGAAAUAAAUUUGGGGUAGUUGGGGCUUUUGGGUUUUUUGCUUUUAAUUUUUGUUUUUAAACAAACAGCAUCUACCCAGUCAAACAUCCAUCGGGAAUUGGAAAUAGGGUUGCUGACUCUCUUAGCCUUGAGAUUCUGACACAGCCUUCCAGUAAGAAUAGAGGUGGGGGCUAAAAAUUGUAACUCCUUAGAGGUAAUAAUUUAAUGAAUGGAAUUACACAUCAACUAUGAGAGGAUGGAGUGGGAAACCAAGCGGGGAGAGGCAUCCCAAUCCCAUGCAUCAGCUUUUGCUUUUCAAUAUGCUUUUCUUUUGAGUGCUGGAAGAGAACUCGUGUAAUGGGGAGCGUAAGCAGGGGGGCUGCCCCCACAUUCUCAGGGGCCCACCAAGGUGUAUAACUGCUAACUUUCAGCUACAAGAUUCAGAGAUUAGCCUUUACAAUAUCUGUCUCUGUUUUUUCCAGACCAUGUUAAACUUUUGGCUAACUUCAGUGGGAGAGACCCAGAGAACAUUGACCCAUUUUUAUUUAGGAUUCCUAACAUGGCCUUAAAACCCUCAUUUCUUUUGGCUUGGUGUGUAAAUACCAGCCCUGUAAGGCAUGGUCUGGAAUUGCUGCAAUUGGGAGCUUUCUUCUUCAGCUUGGUAGAUAAGUCCUUCAGAGUAUUUAUUUUGUAGAUUAGUGUUUGUCUUUAAUAACAUCUCUUUCUGUUGCUGAAUGCUCAUGUUUCAUGAGGAAGAAAGAACAAGGGAAGAAGUGGGAAGAAGACAUAUGAAUCAUUUUAGGUUAAUAGAGUUUUCCUAACUUUACCCUCUUGGUCAUCUCUUUUGUUCAAGACAGUCUGUUGUUUCAGAGACAAUCACUGGAGUGUGUAAUUAGAGCUGCUAGCCCAUGUUUCCUAAUGAGGAAGUGCUUUUUGAGAAAUCUUUGGACUAUCUUGUGCAUCCUACAACCAAGUGAAAUUAGGUUAAGCUUAUAAGCAUUUGUUGCUUUAAUUUUCCAUUUGGUGAACUCAUGAGUUCUGUGUGAAUGGCAAUGUGUGACCCUUUCCAUUGCUGUCUUUCAAUACGUGUAUGUACCACCUUCUUAAGUGUAAUAGACUACUAAUGAUUCAUAGACCACAAGCUAAAUUAUUUUAUCCCACGUGAUUUCCCCACCAUCAUCAUUCAGUCUGAAGUCUGUGAAGAGGGAAAAGUGAUGUUAAUGCAUGAACUAGAAUAAGUUAAGAAAAAAAUAUUCCAAAGAGAAAUGUAUUUCCGUGUUAUUUACAGCUCAUGUCUUUGUUCUGCUCAUGAAGAUAGCAAAGAUUUUUGCUCUAAUAUUUUGGUUUUGUUAGUACCCCAUUCUUUGUUUCAAGAGAAAAUGAAAAAUUCCAUAUGAAUACUCUUGAUUGCAAUAUUAUAUGUAUGUGUAUAUGUGGGUGACAUCAUUCCUUAUGUUACUAAUAAAGUGUAUAACAUGUAA
Messenger RNA from Tyto alba (common barn owl), 6107 nucleotides. RefSeq names its product FLVCR heme transporter 1 (gene FLVCR1). NCBI's taxonomy places the organism in Eukaryota, Metazoa, Chordata, Aves, Strigiformes, Tytonidae. The transcript has 10 exons. Gene Ontology annotation, biological process: mitochondrial transport; transmembrane transport; erythrocyte differentiation. The coding region runs from base 396 to 1961 and encodes 521 amino acids. Gene Ontology annotation, molecular function: heme transmembrane transporter activity; heme binding. The record is from RefSeq and is a predicted model, not a curated record. Gene Ontology annotation, cellular component: mitochondrion; membrane.